This is a messenger RNA of Dovyalis caffra, 441 nucleotides long. NCBI's taxonomy places the organism in Eukaryota, Viridiplantae, Streptophyta, Magnoliopsida, Malpighiales, Salicaceae. The record is from the annotation of a GenBank genome assembly.
AUGGCUAGCACUCCCUUGCGCCAACAACUUAGCAUCAUGAGACAAUCAUUCUUUGAUGAGGGAAUUUUGGAUUAUGGACAAGUGAGCUUUCUUGAGACUCUUGAAAAUGAAGAUGAUCCUGACUUCAUUGAAAAUGUGUUUAGCUUGUUCUUAAGGGAUUCAACUCGAUACAUUGCUUCUAUCGAUAAGGCAUUGGAGACAACCCCAGCAGAUUAUCCUGUCCUCGAAGGCAUGAUUUAUCGACUUAAGGGCAGUAGUGCUAGCAUUGGUGCUGCCAAAAUUAAUGAUGAAACCAACAAACUCAGAGGAUUCUUCGGUGAAGGGGAUUUGGAAGGUGCCAAGACGUCUCUCCAAAAUCUGAAAGCUGAACAUGCCAUUUUCAAGCAAAAACUUUCUGUUUAUGUUGGGAUGUUAAAGCAAGCUAAGCUCUCUGAGUGCUGA